CUGCGGUAUUCGUGUUUCGUCUUUGUUUCAGAUACUCCUUUACCAUCGCCAACAAAAGAAGUGAUUGUAAUUGUUGGUUUUCCGGGAUCAGGAAAGUCAACAUUUGCUCGGAAGUUAGAAUCCGAGCACGGUUACAUGGUGGUGAACCGUGACACGCUGGGCACUUGGCAGAAGUGCUGCGAACAUGCUCGAGCUCACCUGAGAUCUGGUAAGAGCGCUGUGGUGGACAAUACCAAUCCAGAUAAGGAAGCCAGGAGCCGCUAUACAGCAUUAGCAAAGGAAAUGAAGGUGCCAUGCCGAUGUUUCGUUCUCACAUGCGACAUCCAUCAAGCCGAGCAUAACGUGAAGUUCCGUCUGUUGACACAGAAGCCUUCAAAUGAGGUCACAAUGAUGGUUCUUCGCACGUAUGCGAAGAAAUACGAGGUGAGGGUCAGAACAAGUUGCUGCUGCUCUCAUCCGCACUUUGUUUAG
This is a messenger RNA of Cooperia oncophora, 471 nucleotides long. The record is from the annotation of a GenBank genome assembly. NCBI's taxonomy places the organism in Eukaryota, Metazoa, Nematoda, Chromadorea, Rhabditida, Trichostrongylidae.